This is a messenger RNA of Entrophospora sp. SA101, 1590 nucleotides long. The record is from the annotation of a GenBank genome assembly. Lineage: Eukaryota; Fungi; Glomeromycota; Glomeromycetes; Entrophosporales; Entrophosporaceae.
AUGGCUGGUUACUGGUCUGCCAUUGCUCCUGGUCUUGAUCCAUGUUCAGCUUGUGGAAAAGCACUUAACAAAUACUCGAUCUUUCGCUACGAAAACUACCCACUAAAUAAUAAAGGACCAAUUACUGAUGAUAAAUGCCAAGUGGAAUAUUUAUUCAGUUAUUACGUUAAUACAGGCAACUCAAAAGAAAUGGCUUUAGAUACAACUUGUAAAUCCACUGAAAAUGGAUGCAUUACUAAUCAUGUUAUAGAAGCUUAUACAGAAGUGAGUAAUGCCUGUAAUGCUCAAUUGAAUACGUAUAACAAUGGCAAUAAUGAUAUGGCUGGAAUGAUAGCUGAAAGAACUAUGUUUGAAUUUUAUGUUGCUCAACCCAUGAGGAGUUAUUACUGUAGUAAAUCAGGGAACGAAUAUUGCUACAUCAAAAACAACGAACCAUAUGUGGAAGCAAAUUACAAAACUGCAAUAAAUCCAUAUAAUCUAAAUCGUUUUGCAAAGCUUUUCAAAAAUAAUGAAUGCUCCAUAAAACUUCAUGCCGAAUUCAAAGACUAUUUCUCAACACCUCCUGCAAAUCCCAAUUUGCUAAAAAUUUUUAAUGUCGUUGAUUCUGCUAUAAAAAAUUUUGCCCCCUCACCCACUCCCACUAAUAAUCCCAGUAACAAUCCCGACACCAGUCACACUUCUGGCACCAGCGCCAGUCCUACUAGCACUAAAUUUUCCACUUUGCCUCCCUCUCCCACAUCACCACCACCGCCAACAUCAAAGGGACUCAAUAUUAUAUCGGUUUUUGGAGCAGUUUUUGUGGUAGUCGGCUUUGUGGUAGCAAAAGUUGGCAUGUCGAAAACCAACACUAACUCAACAGUAAAUUCCCCCGUAAAUGCAAAUAUUCCUGCAGAUACAGCAAAUAUUCCUGCAGAUACAGCAAAUAUUCCUGCAGAUAAGAGAAAUAUUCCUGUAGAUAAGGAAAAUAUUCCUGCAGAUACAACAAAUAUUCCUAUAGAUACAGUAAAGAUUCCUGUAGAUAUAGAACCUUAUGUUAUGCCUGUCAAAAAACCUAUUUCUCAACAACCAACUAAAAAGGCAGUUACUCGUCAAUCACCAUCGAUAUAUGAUAUCUUCCAUACCCUUCAAUUUUUUGUAACCGUGGCUCUAGUUUCUUUGAUCCAUCUUUCAGAUAAUUAUCGGAAUUUGGCAUCUCAACUUGGAUGGUCAUUUGGUUUGCCAAAUGGUCUAGACAUUAAAUUUCUGUCUGAUAUUGCAGAUGAGAAAAUACGAAGUGCAAUAUGCUAUAUUAUUGAUACUACUUAUAUCAGUAUAACUAGCACACUGGGAACCGAUCCAGAAUUAACUAGUAGGACUGGGUUCGGGAGUUAUGCAAAGGCGUUAAAUAUUCCAGCAUAUAACUUAUUUUUUGUUAUGCUUAUCACAUUCUGUUCUGCAAUGGCAAUUGCAGCUGUUAUUGCAUCAUUGGCUGGGUUGGCUGCAUGGUUGUGUAAAUUCUUAUGGAAAAAAUGGCCUAUCUUAAAAACGGUAGCAAAUAAUAUUCACUUUUUGGUGCUUGGUGGAAUUCUACGUGUAGUAAGUAUUAAAUAA